AAAGAGCGUGUUUCUGCAGCAAUUGGGAAAGCUUUGCUGAAUCAGAAAGGCGGAGUCCCUGCGCCCUUUACUAAAGCAAACUGUGCCUCUUCGCCUUGCUGGGGUCCUCAUGCUGUGACCAGCCAGAUGGCAGGCGGAAAACCAACAGGUGCGCUGAUGGAGCAACAACUGGACACAGGAGGAGGAAGUCCAUCACCUGGAGCAGUGCAUGCUGGGGGAUCCCUCCAAAGCUCAGACAGUGGAAUCGAUGUCAAGGAGGAACCUCAAGAGGAUCUGGCCCAGGUCUGGGAAACCCAGUGGCAGGAGUUCCUAAAUACGGUGGAGAUGUGUCCUUCGGAGCCUGAUGUCCCAGGUCUUCCACAGGAGCCGACACCCUGGGAAGACGCUCAGGCCUUCCUGGCCUCCUUCGAGCAAGUAGCUGAAGCUUGCUGCUGGCCCAAGGCGGAGUGGGUAACUCGACUCCUGCCAGCCCUUGGAGGAGAAGCCAAGCAGGCCUUUAUCAAGCUGGAGGUGGAAGACAGAGAGGAUUAUGGGAAAGUGAAGGAAGCCAUCUUGAGAGGGGAUGCCAUGAGCCGGGAGAAGCAGCGUCAGCACUUCCGGCGUUUCUGCUACCAGGAGGCCGAGGGGCCCAGAGGAGUUUACAGCCAACUUCAGGAGCUUUGCCAUCGGUGGCUGAAAGUCGAGAGACACUCCAAGGAACAGAUCCUGGAGCUGCUGAUCCUGGAGCAGUUCCUGGCUGUCCUGCCCCCGGAGAUGCAGAGCUGGGUCAGGGGGCAUAACCUCGAGAGCAGUGCCCAAGCGGUGUCCUUGGCCGAGGAUUAUUUGCUUGGGCAGUGGGUGCCUGAGAUCAGGGAGCAGCAGAUGUCCGAGCUGCAGGAGGAGGCUUCAUCAGAUGAUGGGCUACAGACGGGCUGGGAAUCCCAACAGGAGGAAGAGCCUGUCUUGCCAGCAGUUUGUAAGGAGGAGCGUGAGAACAAGGAGAGUCAUCCGCAAGAAAGUCCUAAGCAAAUGGAACUGCGAGGAAAGCCUCCGGAAAGAGCUAAUGACAACGGUCCCCAGUACUGUAAUCAGGGAGAAACCUCUGAGAAUUGGCACAGAGCCGAGAGGCAGCUGAAAGCACCCAUUGGACAGCACCUAGCAGAAGUUGGGCAUAAAUCCAUGCUUUGUGAGGCGGUUGGCAUGAAAUCCAAUGUAACAGUUCCCCACCAGGGAACCUGCAAUGGCAAGAGAAGUAACGCUUGUUCUCUGUGUGGGAAGACAUUCUCGAGUCACUCAUCAGUUCUCCGGCAUAAAAGAACCCACACAGGGGAGAAACCGUACCGAUGCUCCCAGUGCGGAAAAGACUUUGUUAGCUCGGAGUACCUUAAAACCCACCAGGUAUCUCACGCAGCUGAGAAGCCCCACAAAUGUUUGGCGUGUGGGAAGGGUUUCAGUCACAAGACGAGCCUGCAAAGUCAUCAGAGAACCCACGCUGGCGAGCAGCCCUAUCAGUGCGCUGACUGCGGGGGAAGUUUCGCGUCGCUUUCGUCUUAUCAAAGGCAUCGGAAGAGCCAUAUUGGAAGUGAGCCAGUCCUGCGGGUCUGUAAAGCAGCCCAAACAGAACAGGGCCCUAUAUGUGGAAAAGCCUUCGCUGACUCACAGAAACUUCGAAGCCAUCAACAACUCCACACCCAAGAGAAAUCCUAUCAGUGCACUGACUGCGGGGAGAGGUUCAGGUGGAAACCAGCUCUUGACAGUCAUGCAAAGCAGAUCCAUAAGGGGAAGCACCUGGUCCCUCUGCUGCGAAGAAUAUCUCCUGAAGGAUACAGAAGGAGCCACGAGAGAGAGAAAUCUCUCCUGAAGGAUACAGAAGGAGCCAUGAGAGAGAAAAUCCUUCUGCCAAAAGGAUCCGAUGAACACAGCAAAGUCCCCACGUGUGCCGAAUGCGGGAAACAGUUCCGCAAAACACGGGAGUUAACACAACAUCGGCGCAUCCACACUGGGGAGAGACCCUAUCAGUGCCCGGACUGUGGGCAGAGGUUCAUGUGGGCGGCGUCUUUCUACAGGCAUAUAAAGAUCCAUAAGGCGAAGAAAUCAGUCCCUCUUCUGCCAAAAGCAACCAGUAAGCAGAAGAAAUCUUACCCAUGUUCUGACUGUGGGAGAAACUUUGACCGCCCCUCAAAGGUAUUGAGGCAUCAGCGCGUCCACACUGGAGAGAAACCCUAUCAGUGCACGGACUGCGGGGAGAGAUUUGCAUGGGAUUUGUCUCUUGACAACCAUAGACAAAAGAUCCAUAAGGUGAAGAAAUCUGUCCCUCUUCUGCCAAAAGCAACCAGUAAGCAGAAGAAACCUUACACAUGUUCCGACUGUGGGAGAAACUUUGACCGCCCCUCAAAGGUAUUGAGGCAUCAGCGCGUCCACACUGGAGAGAAACCCUAUCAGUGCACGGACUGCGGGGAGAGAUUUGCAUGGGAUUUGUCUCUUGACAACCAUAGACAAAAGAUCCAUAAGGUGAAGAAAUCUGUCCCUCUUCUGCCAAAAGCAUCUCGUACGCAGAAGAAACCUUACACAUGUUCUGGCUGUGAGAAAAUCUUUGCCAGCCCCUCAAAGCUAGCGAGACAUCAGCACGUCCACAGUGGAGAGAAACCCUAUCAGUGCACAGACUGCGGGAAGAGAUUUGCGUGGGAUGUGUCUCUUGACAAGCAUAGAAAAAAGAUGCACACGGCAAAGAAAUUGGUCCCUCCUGUGCAAAAAGUGUCUCGUACGCCGGGGAAAACCUGCACAUGUCCUGACUGUGGGAAAAGCUUCGGCCGCUACGCACAACUAGCGAUACAUCAGCGCGUCCACACCGGAGAGAAACCCUUUCAGUGCCGUGACUGUGGGCAGAGUUUCAUGUGGUGUUCGGCUCUUGACAGGCAUAGAAAGAAGAUUCAUUCGGCAAAGAAUUCGGUCCCUCCUGUGCAAAAAGUCUCUGGCGUGCAGAAGAAAGCUAUCAAAUGUUCCGAGUGUGGGAAAAGGUUUGACAAGAUGUCACACUUAAUAAUACAUCAGUGCCUCCACACUGCAGAGGUGCCCUAUAAAUGCGCCGAGUGUGGGCAGAGUUUCAUGGCACGUUCAUCAUUCUACAGGCAUAAAAAGAUCCACGACGGAAAUAAAUUGGGCCCACUUCUGCAAAAGGUAUCGGGUAUGCAGAGGAAAUCCUUGACGUGUUCUGAGUGUGGGAAAAGCUUUGAUAAUCCAUCGUCCCUAGUAAUGCAUCAACGCAUCCACUCCGGAGAGAGACGCUAUCAGUGCACUGAAUGCGGGGAGAGAUUCAUGUGGGGUUCUUCUCUCAAGAGGCAUAGAGAGAAGUUCCACAAGGGAAAGAAAAUGGCCCCUCUUCCACAACGUGGAUCGCGUACUCCGCCGAAAUCCCACAAGUGUUCCGAGUGUGGGAAAACCUUCGAUAGGGCCUCGCGCCUCCUAAGACAUCAGCACACCCACACCAAGAAGAGAUGCUACACGUGCUCUGAGUGCGGGAAAAGCUUCAGUCAAAGAUCAAGCCUUACAAGUCACCAGAGAAUCCACGCAGGGGAGAAGCUUCAGUCAAGGAAAAGCUUCAGUCAGGGAUCAAGCCUUACAAGUCACCAGAGAAUCCACACAGAGGAGAAGCUACCCCAGAGCUCGGAUCUCCAGAAUAGCGCAUCUCGCGAGGACAGCCUUGCGAGUCACAAGAGGUCUCAUGGUGGGCUGCAGCACUUUUCUGUGAAGGAAUCCCAGAGCAGGCCAUUGCUACUGAUCAGCUACCAGGACUAGCACAGCCCAAACGAGGCACGCAUGGCGCAUCGUUUGAAGUUGGCUAAAUUUUGUAACGGUCUAAUUUUGUUGUGUAUUUGAGCAGGCCAGAGAAGCCAUUUCAGUGUUAUGUCAUGGGGAAAGUCUUACCAUGCUCUGAAAGGUCCCAUAGAGCAAUGCAAUUAUAUGGAUGCUGGUACUUUCCUUGGGUGAAGAAAUAUUCAUUUAAUAUCUGUAAAGUUAGACCUGUAGAUUAGCGUGACCCUAUGGGAAAAAGGACAGGGCUCCUGCAUCUUUAACAGAUGAGUAGAAAAGGGAAUCUCAGCAGGUGUCAUUUGUAUGCCUGCAGCACCUGGUGAAAUUC
Molecule: messenger RNA, 4117 nt
Organism: Elgaria multicarinata webbii
Lineage: Eukaryota; Metazoa; Chordata; Lepidosauria; Squamata; Anguidae
Product: zinc finger protein 721-like
Exons: 4
Coding region: 127-3774 (1215 amino acids)
Biological process (GO): regulation of transcription by RNA polymerase II
Molecular function (GO): RNA polymerase II cis-regulatory region sequence-specific DNA binding; DNA-binding transcription factor activity, RNA polymerase II-specific
Source: RefSeq, a predicted model, not a curated record